Xiphophorus couchianus (Monterrey platyfish) is the source of this 429-nucleotide messenger RNA. RefSeq names its product ribosyldihydronicotinamide dehydrogenase [quinone]-like. Gene Ontology annotation, cellular component: cytosol. NCBI's taxonomy places the organism in Eukaryota, Metazoa, Chordata, Actinopteri, Cyprinodontiformes, Poeciliidae. Gene Ontology annotation, molecular function: NAD(P)H dehydrogenase (quinone) activity. The coding region runs from base 1 to 429 and encodes 142 amino acids. The record is from RefSeq and is a predicted model, not a curated record. The transcript has 4 exons.
AUGGCAAACAAAGCACUGAUUGCGUAUGCUCACCAGAGCUCUGGAUCAUUCAAUGCUGCAGCUACAAAUGCUGCUGUGGAGGUUCUGACUGCUCAGGGCUGCACAGUGGAAGUCUCUGACCUGUGUGCCAUGAGUUUUAAAGCCACUGCUACAGCUGAGGACAUCAAAGGAGACUUGAAGAAUGCUGAGAACUUCUGUUAUCUUGAUGAAUCCAAACUUGCAUGGGAGCAAGGAAAACUUUCAGAUGACAUCACAAAGGAACAAGCUAAACUAGCUGAGGCAGAUUUGUCCCUCUUUCAAUUCCCCAUGUACUGGUUCAGUGUUCCUGGCAUCCUGAAGGGCUGGCUUGAUCGGGUGCUCACCAAUGGCUUUGCCUUUUCACAAGAGAAACCCUACAGCCUGGAAACCUUCAAGGUGAGAGUCCAAUGA